Messenger RNA from Gracilinanus agilis (Agile Gracile Mouse Opossum), 903 nucleotides. Its product is annotated as AMP deaminase 1-like. Gene Ontology annotation, molecular function: AMP deaminase activity. The record is from RefSeq and is a predicted model, not a curated record. Lineage: Eukaryota; Metazoa; Chordata; Mammalia; Didelphimorphia; Didelphidae. Gene Ontology annotation, biological process: IMP salvage; AMP metabolic process. The transcript has 2 exons. Bases 579 to 884 code for a protein of 101 amino acids. Gene Ontology annotation, cellular component: cytosol.
GAAGGAAGGAAGGGAGAAAACAAAGAUUGAGGCAAACAGGAGUUAAAUGAUUUGCCUAGGAUCGUGCAGGUAGGUAAGUUUCUGAAGGGUGAUUUGUUUUUUAAACUCUUACUUUCUGUCUUAGUAACAAUUCUAGUCAGAAGGGCAUGGGCUAGACAAAUGGAGUUAAGUGACUCACUCAGGGUCACUCAGCUAGGACGAGUCUGAGGCCAUAUUUUGAACCCAGGUCCUCCUGAUUCCAGGUCUGGGGCUCUAUUCUAGCUACCCUCUGAAGCCUGAUAUGAAAACAAAUCUUUCUAACUCUGGGUAUCUUAUGGUUGUCUUAUUUAUCCCCUGCUCAACUUUUCUCCUAAUCUCAACUGGUCAUUCCUCUCUAAUGCUUCAAAUUAGGGCUUCCUCAUGAGUAGUGACUCAUGUCUGACUUAUGAUGUGAGAUUUAAACAUCCCACAUUUUUUUUGCCCCUUUAAACAGCAACCAAAAUGUCCACCUGACGGAGGGGCAGCAUCCCAUUCCUGUCCACAAUUUUUUUUUAAUCUUCCUUUUAAAUAGAAUAUGUGUUAAUUUCUUUUGCUAAAACAUGCAACUUUUGUUUUUUGUAUGUAAAUCAUUUCAGGAGCCCUUGAUGGAAGAAUAUGCUAUUGCCGCCCAGGUCUUCAAACUGAGCACAUGUGACAUGUGUGAAGUGGCAAGAAAUAGUGUCCUACAGUGUGGAAUGUCCCAUGAGGAGAAAACUAAGUUUCUCGGAGACAAUUACCUCGAGGAAGGCCCUCAUGGAAACGACAUCCGGAAAACCAAUGUUGCCCAGAUCCGAAUGGCCUAUCGCUUUGAAACCUGGUGUUAUGAACUCAAUCUAAUUGUAGAAGGUCUAAAGGCAACAGAAUAAAAUAAAUACAGCAACUCUA